This is a messenger RNA of Paralichthys olivaceus (Japanese flounder), 3398 nucleotides long. It is a transcript of the gene pcdh11, whose product is annotated as protocadherin 11. Lineage: Eukaryota; Metazoa; Chordata; Actinopteri; Pleuronectiformes; Paralichthyidae. Gene Ontology annotation, biological process: homophilic cell-cell adhesion. The record is from RefSeq and is a predicted model, not a curated record. Gene Ontology annotation, cellular component: plasma membrane. Gene Ontology annotation, molecular function: calcium ion binding.
UCCGCAUUUUGCUGCGUCUGACGAGGAUCCUCUCUCUGCCUGACUUCAGUUUAAUUCAUGGCACAUCUUUUUAGUAAAUCAGUGAUGUCUCUACGCGACGGUGCUCGCGGUUGAUUUUUCAUCCCAUACGAGAGGAAAAGAUUUGCUGCUUUAAAAGUGAAGCUCCCAUCCACUCUCGAGUAUGGACUUAGCAAGUCAGGCUCAUCUGCUGGUGGUCUUGCUCACCUGUGGGGUCUUGCUAUGCUGGGCCCAGGAGAGGGACUAUACGGUGAAGGAGGAGCAGCCAGAGAACGUACGCAUCGGCAACCUGCGCAAGGACCUGGACCUCAACUUAGACCCCAACAUCAGGCUAUCCUCGCCGCUGCAGUUCAAGCCUGUUUAUAAGACAGGUGACGUGCCUUUGGUGAGGGUGGAGGCCAACACAGGGGAGAUCUUUACCACCAAUCACAGAAUAGACAGGGAGAAGCUUUGCUCAGGGGUCUUCGCAGAGAAACGCUGCUACUAUGAGAUUGAGGUGGCCGUGCUGCCUGACGAGAUCUUCCGAUUGGUCAAGAUCCGCUUCCUGAUCGAGGAUGUGAAUGACAACGCACCCCUCUUCCAGUCCACUGUGAUAAACAUCUCAAUUCCGGAGAACACAGCUAUCAACACCCGUUACCCAGUGCCCUCUGCAUUUGACCCUGAUGUAGGAAUCAAUGGGAUCCAACACUAUGAACUGGUCAAGAGUGUCAGCGAGUUUGGCUUAGACAUCAUUGAGACCCCUGAAGGUGACAAGUGGCCACAGCUCAUCGUUCAGCAGAACCUUGAUCGGGAGCAGAAGGACACCUUCGUCAUGAAAAUAAAGGUAGAAGAUGGUGGAAACCCUCCCAAGUCCAGCACUGCCAUUCUCCAAGUCACCAUCUCUGAUGUCAAUGACAAUCGCCCCAUCUUUAAGGACACCGAGCUGGAGGUCACAGUACCAGAGAAUGCCCCCAUGGGAACAUCAGUUGCUCAGCUCCAUGCCACGGAUGCCGAUCUGGGUUCUAAUGCACAGAUCCACUUUUCCUUCAGCAACCAGAUCUCUGCCUCCACCAAACGACAUUUUGCCAUUGACAGCUCUACAGGACUGAUUACUGUGAAACAGCCACUGGACAGGGAGGUAACUCCUGUUCAUAAACUCAUUGUCCUAGCCAGCGAUGGCAGCUCCACCCCCUCCAGAGCCACAGUGACUGUAAAUGUAACAGAUGUUAAUGACAAUGUUCCCUCCAUAGACACUCGCUACAUUAUCAACCUGGUUAAUGGGACUGUUCUGUUGUCUGAGAAUGCACCGCUCAACACCAAAAUAGCCCUAAUUACUGUUACUGACAAGGAUGCAGAUCUCUAUGGCAAGGUAGCUUGCUACACUGACCAUGAUGUUCCAUUCCGGUUGAAGCCUGUCUUUAAUGAUCAGUUCCUACUAGAGACAGCUGCCCCCCUAGAUUACGAGACGACACGAGAAUAUGCAAUUAAGAUAGUGGCCUCUGAUAGGGGGACGCCCCCUUUGAACACUUCAGCUAUGGUUUUAAUUAAAAUCAAGGAUGAGAACGACAAUGCACCCAUCUUCCCCCAGCCGGAAAUCCAACUUUCCAUACCGGAGAACAAUGACCCCUCUACACAGUUAAUAAAAAUAAGUGCCACUGAUGCAGACAGCGGACAUAAUGCUGAGAUUAUUUAUACUCUUGGCCCUGACGCACCUGAUGGGUUUAACAUAGACAGACGGUCAGGAAUCCUCUCUGUUGGCAAACGACUGGACAGAGAGAAGCAGGAGAGGUACUCAUUCACUGUCAUAGCGAGGGACAAUGGCUCCACAUUCCUACAGAGCAAUGUCACUGUCAGGCUAAUCGUCCAGGACCUUAAUGACAACAGUCCAGCUUUCACACACCCUGAGUACAACUUCUAUGUGCCUGAGAACCUGCCUCUCUUUGGAACUGUGGGCUUAAUCACAGUGACGGACGCAGAUGCAGGAGAUAAUGCUGUUAUAACUCUGUCCAUUUUGAACGGCAAAGAUAAUUUCAUCAUCGACCCUCAAACUGGUGUGAUCAAGCCCAAUAUCACCUUUGAUAGAGAGCAGCAAAGUUCCUACACAUUUAUGGUCAAGGCAGUUGAUGCAGGCCACCCUCCAAGCUCCUCCUAUGCCAAGGUCACUAUCAAUGUAGUCGACGUAAAUGACAAUCGCCCUGUGUUCGUCAUCCCAUCCUCCAAUUUCUCGUAUGACCUAGUGCGAACCACCACCACCCCUGGCGCUGUGGUCACCAGGGUGUUUGCCAUUGACAAUGACACAGGUAUGAAUGCUGAGCUGCAGUACAGUAUUAUCAGCAGCAUCAUCAUCACAUCUAGGGUCUCUCCUCGAGGUCUCUUUGCCAUCGACAAAACAACCGGUAACAUAACACUACAGGAGAAAAUACUGACAGCCGAUCAGGGGCUGCAUAGGCUAGUUGUCAAGGUUAAAGAUCUAGGCCAGCCUGAGUCAUUACAUGCUAUAGCACUUAUUCACUUAUUUGUGAAUGACACCGUGUCAAAUGCUACCUUCAUUCAAGAGCAGCUGCGAAAAAGUAUGGAGACACCCUUGGACCGUAACAUUGGGGACAGUGAGGUAACACCUCAAGCCAAUGGAUAUGUGAUUGUUGUCAUAGCUAUCAUAGCAGGGACCAUGACUGUUAUCUUGGUGAUAUUUGUGACUGCCUUGGUGCGCUGCCGGCAGACACCCAGACACAAAGUGGUGCAAAAGGGCAAGCAGAGUGGUGAGUGGGUGUCACCCAACCAAGAGAACCGUCAGAUCAAGAAGAAAAAGAAGAGAAAGAAGCGAUCCCCCAAGAGCCUCCUCCUGAACUUUGUGACCAUAGAUGAAUCCAAGCCCGAUGACCCUACCCAUGAGCAUGUUAAUGGUACACUGGAUCUCCCUGUGGAGCUAGAGGAGCAAACCAUGGGGAAGUACAACUGGGCCACCACGCCCACCACCUUCAAACCCGACAGCCCAGAUUUAGCCAAGCAUUACAAGUCAGCGUCCCCUCAACCUACAUUUCAAAUCAAACCGGAGACUCCAGUGGCCCCAAAGAAACACCAUGUGAUCCAGGAGCUCCCCUUGGACAACACGUUCGUUGUGGGCUGUGACUCACUCUCCAAGUGCUCAUCGACUAGCUCCGACCCAUACAGUGUCUCAGAGUGCAGCUGUCAGGGGGGAUUCAAGACUGCGGGGCAAAUCACCACCCGACAGGAGACGGCACUGAAACCACCACACUAUGGCACACUCUGUGGCACAGGUACAGCUCGCUCCCACAGGAUUAAAAUCAAUCUCUAGCUCCUACUACCUAAAGAGAGAAAAGGGGAGAAAAGAGAGAGUGUGAGCGUGUCUCUGUGUCUGUGUGUGUGUGUGUGUGUGUGUG